Messenger RNA from Sordaria macrospora k-hell, 2691 nucleotides. RefSeq lists its product as uncharacterized. Gene Ontology annotation, molecular function: zinc ion binding; DNA-binding transcription factor activity, RNA polymerase II-specific; DNA binding. The record is from RefSeq and is a predicted model, not a curated record. NCBI's taxonomy places the organism in Eukaryota, Fungi, Ascomycota, Sordariomycetes, Sordariales, Sordariaceae. Gene Ontology annotation, biological process: DNA-templated transcription; regulation of DNA-templated transcription.
AUGUCUGAUUCCGGGGAAGGAUCACAGUGCACUCCCUCGCCGAGCCCAUCGACGGAAAACGAGUCGACGGGACCAGUAUGUACGUCGCCAUGCGAAGACAAGCCGAGUUCCCUCGCAAAGAUCGAAGCCGCGACACCUUCCAAGAAGCGACCAUCAAAAGCCAGUCCCGCAGAUAGCCAGAACCCCAGGCCAGCGAAAAGACGUGCGGCUCGGGCCUGCUUGACAUGCCGGAACCGUAAAGUACGCUGCAAUGUUGUUGAGGGCGGCCUGCCUUGUAACAACUGCAAAUGGGAUCGGGUCGAAUGUGUGGUUAUGGAGAGUCGGCGUCGCAAGAAGAACAUGUUGGCAGGACAAGACGUUCCCAAUGGAGUUGCGGCCGUGGGCGGUGAACUUGGCGCCAGGACUCUCGGUCACCAGCCGAUUCUUUCUAGCCAGCAGCUUGCUGCCCAUGCCAAUGCCUCGCUCAUGGCUGGUUUCCAGAUGAUGAACGGAGCUGGACUCCCUCUUUCCAUGGGAAAUGCCCUGAUGCAGCCACUUUACGCUCAAGCGGCCCAAACCCAAGGACUCUGGAACAGUCCAAGCCUCCCCGAAGCCAGCGCGCGUCUCUGGCAAAAUCCACAGCUGAUGACGACCAUGCCCGGAAACUUCGCCAACCCUUCCGCGACGGUUGUGAACCCACUACCAACUCCUACGUCGAUUUCGACCCCCCCACCACAGCCUUUUCUACAACCAAACCUCCAACCGAAACCCAACCGGACCGUCUCUCCGCAUCUUCCGAACUUCUUCAAGCCUCUCCCGCCCAAGGACGCAGUUGAUGUGCAAUACAUGAUGGCCAAGGGAGCCUUCACGAUCCCGACGCCCGAGGUGCAAAAUGCCAUGCUCAAGGCUUAUGUUGAAUAUGUCCACCCUUACAUGCCGCUUCUGGAACUGCGUCAGUUCCUUACCGCGAUCCAUUCCAACGGCCAAUCGGGCCAAAUUAGCCUGGUCCUCUACCAAGCCGUUAUGUUUGCGGGGUCUAACUUUGUAGACCAAAAAUAUCUGGACGCGGCUGGGCUAGGGAGCCGUAGGAACGCUCGGAAAGAGUUGUUUAUGAGAACUCGGGUUCUGUACGAUUGCGAUGUCGAAAAGGACCGUCUCGAUCUUGUCCAGUCUCUGCUUCUCAUGACCUACUGGUACGAAACACCGGAGGAUCAGAAAGAUACGUGGCACUGGAUCGGAGUUGCGAUUUCAUUGGGACUCACCAUUGGCAUCCACCGCAAUCCGGCCAACUUGGCCAUGCCGCCCGCGCAAAGGAAACUGUGGAAGCGGAUCUGGUGGUGCUGCUUCAUGCGCGACCGCCUGAUUGCGCUAGGCAUGCGCCGGCCGACCCGCAUCAAGGACGAGGACUUUGACGUGCCCAUGUUGGAGGAAUCCGACUUCGAGAUCGUGGAGCUUCCGGCAGAUAACCAACUGCUUGGUCCCAACUGCGCUGUUGUUAGAAAUGUUGCGACGCAGAGACAGCUUGCCCGGUUGUGCAUCCAGAAGGCACGCAUUUGCGUUGGUAUCAGCCACAUGAUCAAGACCCAAUACACGGUCCUCAACCACGACGGUGGUCUUCCAGCUGGUCAAACCACGUCCAGCACCACCAUGCUGUUCCCGAACAAGAGCCUGAACAACAUCCAGGAGGUCCAGAAGGUGGAUCAGAUGCUGGAGAGCUGGCGUUUGCAGCUGCCUGAGGACUGCCAAUACAGGCCACUCCUGACCGAGGCCCUUGCUGAGGAGGACAAGCCGGUAGCUGUCCACCGUACUCUCCUCCACAUGGUCUACCACACCACCGUCUCGGCUCUCCACAGGCCGCACUACUUGACCAUGGAGCAGGCCGCUACUCAAUCCGCUCAGACCAGCAUGAUUGCCCAGCAGGCUCGGAGCAAGGUGCACCACGCGGCUACUAUGGUGACGAGAAUGGCGGAAGAUCUUUUGCGCCACGGACUGGCCAAGUAUCUGCCCACCACGGCUGUGACCGUGACACUGCCAGCCAUGACGGUUCACCUGCUUCAUAGCCGAUCUCCGGAUCCUGAGCUCAGCCAGCAAGCACGCCGGGACUUUGAGGUGUGCGCAAAGCUGCUGCUCCAGCUGCGGGGCAUGUACGCAGCGGCCGAGUUCGCACACGGAUUCUUGAUGGGGGUUGAGGCUCGUCACAAGGCCACCGCUAUCAGCCCUCAGGGUCCUCAGGGCCCUCAGGCAGCUACGGUAAACCUCGGCCCUCAGAUCCAGCUGGGACCGCAGAAGGAGCCAACACCGCCACCUGAGACCAGCUCAUCUUUCCAGCCGGCCAAUACCCCCUUUUAUCGUCCUCCCCAGGUAGAUGCCAUGGUGUCGGGGGUAGGGCACGGCCCGGGCGCUUUGGUCCUGGUGAACGUGGACAGUGGCGGCAGCACACCACCGCAAACUGACGUUGAGGACAUGUCAUCGGCAGGUUUGACCCCUCCGGUAGACAAGACCGCAUAUGAGGCGAUCCAGACCACCGCCAUGGACUGUGACACCAACGACCCAAUGGCCAACUAUUUCGACGAUGCCUUUGGUAGCAUCCUCGACCCCGAGGCCGUGGACGGCGAUUUCAUGGAAGCGUUUACCAUGAGCCACGAGAACGACGACGAGUGGAUGUUUGAUGGACCUUGCAACACCAACCCGGCCCCCGCGGCUGUUUGCUGA